Molecule: messenger RNA, 1751 nt
Organism: Capsella rubella
Lineage: Eukaryota; Viridiplantae; Streptophyta; Magnoliopsida; Brassicales; Brassicaceae
Product: probable serine/threonine-protein kinase PBL10
Exons: 5
Coding region: 316-1587 (423 amino acids)
Biological process (GO): protein phosphorylation
Molecular function (GO): ATP binding; protein kinase activity
Source: RefSeq, a predicted model, not a curated record
CAAUUUCAAGGUUUUUUUAUAAGUUGGUAUUUUAAGUAGGGUCUUAAAUUAGAUUUUGUUUGUUAAUUUUUAUUUCAAUUAGAGGUUAGGUUUUAUGGUGGUUGGAGGAUAUAAGAAGGACUUAACUUUAAAGUUAGGCUUAAUGUUUUGACAAAUCUGUCAAAGGUUUUUCUUAGUAUAAUUGAUUAAUUAUCUGAAACUUUGUCUUUUUUUGUUUGGGGUGUUUGGUUUAUUCACGCUUCAUUGUUGUUUAAACAAAUCAGAGUUGUUUUUACUUUACUUUUGUCUGAUCUUUUCUUUUAGAGAGAAACAAAAAUGGGAUUGGGACAAAAAGUGAAAUCUAACGUCUUUUUGUAUGUAAACUAUGUGUUUGGUUGUUGCAUAGGUGCGAGUCCGAAGUAUAUGAGUUCAGAGGCUAAUGAUUCACAAAGUAUGGGAAGCAAAGGCUCUUCUGUGUCUAUCAGAACAAACCCAAGAACAGAAGGAGAGAUCUUGCAAUCUCCAAACCUCAAAAGUUUCACUUUUGCUGAGCUCAAAGCAGCUACUAGGAAUUUCAGACCAGAUAGUGUUCUUGGUGAAGGUGGAUUUGGUUCUGUCUUUAAAGGAUGGAUCGAUGAGCAGACUCUCACUGCUUCUAAACCAGGGACCGGUGUGGUUAUUGCUGUCAAAAAGCUUAACCAAGAUGGUUGGCAAGGUCACCAAGAAUGGCUGGCGGAAGUGAAUUACUUGGGGCAGUUUUCGCAUCCUAAUCUUGUGAAACUGAUUGGUUAUUCCUUAGAGGAUGAGCAUCGUCUUCUUGUUUACGAGUUCAUGCCUCGUGGAAGCUUAGAGAAUCAUCUAUUCAGAAGAGGUUCUUACUUCCAACCUUUAUCUUGGACUCUCCGGUUGAAAGUUGCUCUUGGUGCUGCGAAAGGCCUUGCUUUUCUUCACAACGCCGAGACUAGUGUCAUAUACCGCGAUUUCAAAACUUCGAAUAUACUUCUUGAUUCGGAUUACAAUGCCAAGCUUUCUGAUUUCGGAUUGGCUAAAGAUGGACCUACUGGAGAUAAAAGCCAUGUCUCUACGCGAAUCAUGGGUACUUACGGAUACGCGGCUCCUGAAUACCUUGCGACUGGUCAUUUAACAACCAAAAGUGAUGUCUAUAGCUACGGUGUCGUGCUUUUGGAGGUGUUGUCUGGACGGAGAGUUGUAGACAAGAACCGUCCACCAGGAGAGCAAAAGCUGGUGGAAUGGGCAAAACCGUUACUUGCAAACAAAAGGAAGUUAUUCCGAGUUAUCGACAACCGUUUACAAGAUCAAUACUCAAUGGAAGAAGCAUGUAAAGUAGCUACUCUGGUGCUCAGAUGCCUCACAUACGAGAUAAAGCUGAGGCCAAACAUGAACGAGGUUGUUGCUCACCUUGAACACAUCCAAACUUUGAAUGAAGCAGGAGGAAGAAACGUCGAUAAGGUCGAAAGACGAAUGCGUAGGAGAAGCGAUAGUGUUGCUAUCAACCAAAAACCAAAUGCAGGUUUUGCUCGGCAAACCGCGGUCGGUGUCAUAGCUACUGCUUAUCCACGCCCAUCCAAUUCGCCUCUGUUUGUCUGAGUAAGAAAUGAUGAUGUUCUGCUUAGUUCAGAUGUACAGUUUUGCGUCUGCUUAUGUACCGAAAGGAUUCAGUUCAUUGCUCGUUUACACUACGCGAGAUUUGACAAUUGAUCUUUGUAGUGCGAGAUUUGACUUGACAUAAAAAUGAUCUCUCUUGUCUUCAA